GUAGCGCCGUAGACAGAUGAGUGUCUCACAAACACACAAAACAGACGCACACAAAAAAAACUCCCACCCAGAAUAAGUGAAGGAAUUUAUGCUGCUUCACUCUCAGAUUGAGGUUCAGUCAUCAUGGCUCUUCAAGACAACCGUUGUACGGCAGCAGAAGAUGGAUUUGUGAUUGACCAGUGGGAACCCCUCAUGCUGGAGAGAGUUGAGGACAAAGGUCGAGAGACAUGUCAAACUCUUGUGUCACGUCGACUGAAGAAAUGCUGCUCUUGCACACCGCAGAAGGCAAAGAACAAAAUUCUGGGUUUCGUCCCUAUUCUCGCAUGGCUGCCGCGCUACCGGCUCCGGGACUGGAUUCUCGGCGACAUCAUGUCAGGACUGAUAGUCGGUGUCUUAUUGGUUCCACAGUCCAUAGCUUAUUCAUUACUGGCUAGUCAGGACCCCAUAUAUGGUCUCUACACGUCCUUCUUCUCCUGUAUCAUCUACGCCCUUUUGGGCACGUCCAAGCACAUCUCGGUUGGGAUUUUCGGGGUGCUGUGCCUGCUGGUCGGCCAGGUUGUUGACCGAGAGUUAACCUUAGCGGCAUACCUGACAGAUGGCGGCAGCAUCAGUAGUAAUAGUAACAACAGUGCCAUUCUAUUGGCGGGCGAGGGGAAUGGCACCAUCAGGAUGGAAUGCGACAGGAGCUGCUACGCGAUCACCGUGGGCGCUACAGUUACCUUUAUGUCUGGGAUUUAUCAGGUGCUGAUGGGUAUUUUCCAGGUAGGCUUUGUUUCUGUCUACCUCUCUGACUCUCUUCUCAGUGGAUUUGCUACAGGAGCCUCCUUGACCAUCCUCACAUCACAGGUCAAGUACUUGCUGGGCCUGAAGAUCCCCAGGCCGCAGGGUUGGUUCACGCUGUUUAAGACUUGGUACAGCCUGUUCUACAACCUGAAGAAGACUAACGUAUGUGACCUGGUGACCAGUUUGGUGUGUUUGUUGGUACUGGUGCCUACCAAGGAGAUCAACAAUCGCUUCAAAGCCAAGCUGAAGGCUCCAAUUCCUUUUGAGCUCUUUGUCGUAAUUGCCGCCACGCUGGCUUCUCACUUUGGUCAGUUUAAUACUGUCUAUGGGUCCGAUGUGGCCGGUGACAUCCCAACAGGUUUCCUGCCACCCCAAGCACCCUUAUGGUCUCUGAUCCCCAAUGUGGCUGUUGACGCCUUCUCCAUUGCCAUUGUUGGGUUUGCCAUCACUGUUUCACUGUCAGAGAUGUUUGCCAAGAAGCACGGCUACUUGGUGGAUGCCAACCAGGAGAUGUACGCCAUUGGCUUCUGCAAUAUCUUGCCUUCUUUCUUCCACUGCUUCACCACCAGUGCUGCAUUGACCAAAACCCUCGUGAAGGAAUCGACAGGCUGCCAGACUCAGAUAUCUGGACUCAUCACUGCUCUUCUGCUGCUGGUGCUGUUGGUUAUUGCACCUCUCUUCUAUUCCCUGCAAAAAUGUGUGUUAGCCGUCAUCAUCUUGGCCAACCUACGCAGUGCUUUGCGAAAGUUCACCGACAUUCCAUCUAUGUGGCGGGUGAACCGCAUAGAUGCAUCCAUCUGGCUGAUCACCAUGGCAACCUCUGCAUUUAUCAACACUGAACUUGGGCUCCUUGUGGGGGUUUUAGUGUCAGCAUUCUGUGUGCUGGGGCGAACCCAGAAAGCCCACGUCCUGGAACUGGGCCAGGCUCCAAACAGGGAGCACUAUGAAGAUCUGUCCUCUUACCAUGGUCUUCAAACGCUUCCCGGAGUGGCCGUGUUCCGAUACAACGCUCCAAUCUACUAUGCAAACCAGAGUUUGUUCAAAAAGUCUCUGUACCGGACUGCAGGGGUCGACCCCGUGAAAGAAAAAUCACGGCGCAAGAAAGAACAGAAGAGGAAGAACAGCCAACAACAGCGGGAAGAGGCAGUGGAGUUUACAAAUGUGACGUUGGAGCAGAAGGAAGAUGAAACGGAAGCAGGCCCUGCUGUGACUUUAAUGAUCCAUGAGAAAUCUUCCUGCAGUUUACGCAACCUGGUUAUCGACUGCAGCGGCAUUUUGUUUCUCGAUACCGCUGGAGUCAAUGCUCUGAAAGAGGUCUGCAAAGAUUGUGGAGAACUUGGGGUGAAGGUUGUCCUGGCUCAGUGUAAUACCUCAGUACUGGAUACUUUGGAAAGAGGUGGGUACUACCCUGAUAAGAAAGGUAGUGAUGAUGGAAGGAGCAACAUGGUCUUCUUCACCAUAGCAGACGCUGUCCAUCACCUCCAAAAUGUCUCUAUGCUGAAUGGAAAUUCCGACAUCAGCUGCUGAAACAAUCGUCCGCUUGGCUUUAUCCAAAUACUGUACAUAUAUGUUUAUAGACAUAUAAAAAAAAAACCUGUCUGUCAGGGGUGUGCCUUGUAGUCUCUCCUUUAGUAAACACGCAACACGGAUCCAAAGUUACUGAUGCAUGAAUGUUACUGAUAUUUUUACAAACAUUUUCAAAUCGCUCCUCAUGGAACCACGGGUCCUGGUUGUCAUCUGGGACUUGAGGCGAUUCCAUAGUGUGGUGGAUGUGCCAGUGUGUCAUCCCUGACCUGACCUGAAAUUAUGGAAACUAAGCCAAAAGUCACAUUCAAACAGUGCAGUGUGAAAUGACGGUACUUCAAAAGGUGACGUUUGCAUUUCAUGGAAUUUUUACCGUUUUUCAUACGCGUAGCCGUUUAUGAUUUAACAUCUUACAAUUAACCUUACAGCCUUGCAGUAGACUUGUGUCCUGUCCAGGCUGUACCCAGCCUCCUGCCCUGUGACUGCUGGGAUAGGUUGCACCCCCAACCCCCCCCGUCACCCUUAAAUGCAGUAAGGGGGUAUAGAGAGUGUGGAAGGAAUGGAAUAAAUCUUCCAUCUUAUUCAGAGGUACGCUGUGUUCUAUUGUACUCGAGGGUGAACUCCUCCUUGGAAAAGUACACUGGAACUAUUCAAUAGAUUAUUCAUGUCAGAAUUCCAAGUUGGAAACUCUGGGAAAAUCCAUGUAGACCAAAUUUUGCAGUGUAACAUCACAACAAUAUGGCAGUGCAAAAUUACUUUUUUUUUUAACUGUAUGUCCAGUAAAUUUAUCUGAUGGGUGCUGAUUUGCGUUGUGGAUCUUGGUAUUGCUUUUAAUAGGUAACAGUCAUGGCCAUCUCCGUCAAAGAUGGUGUAUGAAAAUAUUGCGGAAAGGAGCUUGAUAUCAGCCAGCCUUGUUUUUGUUUCUGAGGCGAUACUAUGGAACACAUUUAAAUCAAAAUUCAGAAAGACCAACUUGGAGUUAUUGUCUUCUGAUGUGCAAUGAAACGCAGCAUUAGUCCAAAUACUUUUUUUUAUUCUGGUAAAGCCUUUCAUUGUGUGGCAUCGGAGCUGGUCUUCCAGUGCAGAGAGAGACAGGUUUGAUUCCGGGUAUGUGCUUCAGGCUGCCUUGAACAAAACAGUAAACCUGCUUUGUCCCAGGUCCACCAGCCCAGAUGAUGUAUCGGUCAGUUGACAGUAUCAGCUAAUGGGAGAUUUUUCCGAGUGUUUCUGUGUCUGCGUUAUUUUGAAUACAUGAAAAAUACCAAAUACACAAUGCAAAAGAAGAAGAAACACUUUCUGUUGGAAGUUGUGUCAUUACAUAGUUUGUCCACCAGAAGGUGCUUUGAUGGGAUUGUUUUCAGUGCUGUCAGGCAUGGCUGGGACCCCCAUCACUACUGAGUCACAUUAGCUCCAAGAGACAGAGGUAAAGUGACUAGCUGAGAUUUAUUUUCAGUCAGAGUGGGCGUUUUACAGCAACAAGAAACAAGUCACUAUGUCACCAGCUAGCCGGGGCCAAAUAGACAGGAAGUCUAUUUUAUGCAAAUGCUGUGGUAAGCAAAAUGGCUACUGACAAUCUGAGUGAAGGCAGCAUGAGGUACAUUAAUUGGUUGCUGGAUAUACAGUGAGGAAAAUAAGUAUUUGAACACCCUGCGGUUUUGCACAUUCUCCCACUUAGAAAUCAUGGAGGGGUCUGAAAUUUUCAUCU
Messenger RNA from Thalassophryne amazonica, 4012 nucleotides. It is a transcript of the gene slc26a2, whose product is annotated as solute carrier family 26 member 2. Gene Ontology annotation, cellular component: membrane. Gene Ontology annotation, biological process: transmembrane transport. NCBI's taxonomy places the organism in Eukaryota, Metazoa, Chordata, Actinopteri, Batrachoidiformes, Batrachoididae. Gene Ontology annotation, molecular function: oxalate transmembrane transporter activity; chloride transmembrane transporter activity; bicarbonate transmembrane transporter activity. The record is from RefSeq and is a predicted model, not a curated record.